Molecule: messenger RNA, 1589 nt
Organism: Daucus carota subsp. sativus
Lineage: Eukaryota; Viridiplantae; Streptophyta; Magnoliopsida; Apiales; Apiaceae
Product: E3 ubiquitin-protein ligase At4g11680
Exons: 5
Coding region: 156-1289 (377 amino acids)
Biological process (GO): protein ubiquitination; ubiquitin-dependent protein catabolic process
Cellular component (GO): plant-type vacuole
Molecular function (GO): ubiquitin protein ligase activity
Source: RefSeq, a predicted model, not a curated record
AAUAAUACAUUUUUUGACACAAACAACGUAAAUAUCCUCGACUCUGAAAAAUCCAGCUCACUUUAAACAUUCAUUUUCAUCUCUUCUCAGCUUUAUUAUUUAUUAAUUAAACUCUAUCUUCCCCCAAAAAAGUCUAUUCAGAAUACUAAUCGGCGAUGAUGCCGCCGGCAACAUCAACGGAGGCUCCGUUACUCUCUAACGCCAUCACCGGCCACCGCUUUACUCGCCGCGCUCCUAGUCUUAACACCGCCGCUCGCUUUCUCCGUCGCGCCAGCAGUCGCCGCCUCAUGCGCGAGCCGUCGAUGCGCGUCCGCGAAUCCGCCACCGAGCAGAUCGAAGAGCGCCAGAACGAUUGGGCCUACUCCAAGCCAGUCGUAAUCCUCGAUCUCAUUUGGAACUUAGCGUUCGUCGCAGUCUCGACUUGCGUCAUGUUUAUGAGCUGGAACGAGGCGCCCGAGGUGCCGUUGAGGCUGUGGAUUGUCGGUUAUGCGAUACAGUGUGUGAUACAUAUGAUUUGUGUGUGUUUGGAGUACAAGAGGCGGUGUGAUCAUGUUAGGGUUUCGGAAGGGGACAGUUUGAUUUCCGACGCGGUGGAGAGUGGUGGUGGUGUGUGGAGUGGACGUAACUCCAAUUCGAGUUCCGAAAGUGAGGGAGAUUAUGUUUCGCAGAGUAAUCAGUUUGAUGAUGAUACUAGCGUCGCAAAGCAUCUGGAGUCCGCAAAUACAAUGUUUUCUUUUAUUUGGUGGAUUGUUGGAUUCUACUGGAUUUCCAUUGGUGGCCAAAAUCUGACCCAUGAUUCACCUCAGCUUUACUGGCUAUGUAUAACUUUCCUGGCAUUCGACGUGUUUUUUGUCGUUAUCUGUGUUGCUGUGGCAUGUUUGGUUGGGCUUGCUGUUUGCUGCUGUCUACCUUGUAUUAUUGCAAUACUAUACGCCGUUGCAGAUCAGGAAGGAGCAAGUAAAGAUGAUAUUGAAAGACUGCCUACAUACAAGUUCCGAAGCAUUGGUGAUUUUGAGAAACAAAAUGGUGAAGUUCAAGAAACUUUUAGUGGAACAAUGACAGAAUGCAACACCGAUAUGCCUACCGAACGUGUACUUUCCAUGGAGGAUGCUGAAUGCUCAAUCUGCCUCUGCACCUAUGAAGAUGGAAUCGAGCUGCGUGAACUCCCAUGCCGUCAUCAUUUUCAUUCUGCCUGCAUAGACAAAUGGUUGUAUAUCAAUGCCACCUGUCCACUUUGCAAAUUCAAUAUAGUAAAGAAUGGCAAUCACAGUGGCAGUGAUGAAGUGUAAGAAAGCUGGUCACCGUCUUCUUUUUGUAUAUCAAGCUCCGAUCUGUUGGUGGCCUCUAGGUCAAUCUUAAGUUGUUGUCCGUGACUCCAACUUCUCUGGUAGGAUGAGAAAUCUGUGUGCUGAAAGGUUGCAAACUUUUAUUACUUCGUGAUAUACAAGUGUCCCUACUGAAGCUAGCUUGUUAAUAAUGUUCAGUGUAGUGUUUUUAUUGGGAGUGUUCUAUUUGGAGCAUAUACGAGAGUGCUACUGUUGUAAAACUAAGUUGAUUGUAUGGUAAAUUUCCUGCAGAAUUUAAUUUAA